Chiloscyllium plagiosum (whitespotted bambooshark) is the source of this 1602-nucleotide messenger RNA. It is a transcript of the gene plcxd1.2, whose product is annotated as phospholipase C, X domain containing 1, tandem duplicate 2. Lineage: Eukaryota; Metazoa; Chordata; Chondrichthyes; Orectolobiformes; Hemiscylliidae. The record is from RefSeq and is a predicted model, not a curated record. Gene Ontology annotation, biological process: lipid metabolic process. Gene Ontology annotation, molecular function: phosphoric diester hydrolase activity.
GGCUGGCAUUCAGAAUGUGUUUGAACUACAUUCAUAACGACGUGUGUGCAGAUUGUAAUUGGUAGUAAGCGCUCAGCCCUCUGUGAGGCGUUCACAGGCUGGGGGGUGUGUGUACAGUAAAUGCAGCAGAAACACAGCGAUGUAAAUGGCGGAGAACGUGCAGCCAGGACAGCUCAGAGAACAGGCUCUUCCCCAAGCUGGUACCUUCUGAGCCACUGCAUUUGGGGAAACUGAGUGGAAACACUCACUGGACAAUGCAUUGCACCCAGCAUGGCGCACACAUCUAUAACCAAGAAAACGACAGAUUCAAGGAGAAAGGAACAGAUAUCAUUUUCAAGUCUUCUUCAGAAUCAGUUUGCCCAUUGGAUGUCAGACUUACCAGAAAAGCUAUGGGACGAGUCACUGUGCAAUCUGGCGAUUCCAGGAAGCCAUGACUCGAUGACCUAUUGCUUAGACUUAAACUCUCCGAUCAAACCUUCAGAUAAGAUUUUAAACUAUUUGGAUCAUGUAAUUCCCUGUAUAAUUCGACCAGAGAUAUAUAAAUGGUGUAGGACACAGGAAUCCAGUAUAACUGAACAACUGGAAGCAGGUAUUCGGUUCUUUGAUUUAAGGAUUGCUCGUAAACCAAAUGAUACUUCAGAUCAUUUAUACUUUGUACAUGGGAUCUUUACAACUGUAACUGUCCUGGAGGCUUUGAAGGAGCUUGGACUUUGGUUAAAAGCUCAUCCUAAGGAAGUGGUUAUAUUGGCCUGCAGAUUCUUCGAUGGGAUGAAUGAGCAACAACAUCAUGAGUUAAUUCAGGAAAUAAAGAACUUAUUUGAGUCCAAAAUAUAUCCAAAAACCUCUUCUGAACCAGUAACACUCAGAAGACUUUGGGAGUUGGGUUGCCAAGUCAUCAUCUCCUAUGAUGACAAUAUUGCAAAACAAUAUCCGGAACUUUGGCCUGGAAUCCCUUAUUGGUGGGCAGACACAUAUGAUCCUAAAUUGCUAGUCCAAUAUCUAGAAAAUCAGAAACAGGCUGGACGACCAGAUGGAUUUUUUGUUGCUGGCAUAAACCUGACUGAAGAUUGGUGGUACAUCCUGACUCAUCUCCACAGCUCUUUGAAGAGACUGACUCUACCUAAUUAUGCAUAUUUGAGUGACUGGAUUAAGAAGCAGGUCGCAGGACCCGGAAAGCACUGUUUUAAUAUAAUUGCUGGAGAUUUCAUAGGAGCUGGCUACCUGGUACCUGCUGUACUUUCUCUCAAUAACAUUGAUGUAAAAAUUGGCAGGUUUUACUGAAAAAACAAAGGAAGGUAUUUUUAUGAGAAAAUUGUUAGAUGUCAUCUUGACCUGGUUAACUCUGUGCUGGAAUUUGAGGUGGUGAUGGUGGCAUCGUUUGGCUGUGUCACCCUGUAGCCAAAUAAUGGCUUGAGGGGAGAGCUGCCAGAUAAUCAAAUGAGUGUGGGACUACAGGCAGCCAGCUGAUCACCCCCCCGAAAGAUGGACUUACCUUCAAAGUUGUAAACACCCUGGUGAAGGGUGUUGAAAAUGGAGCCAGAUUUAUUGAGGGGGGUGGGGAGUUGUAUGUAGAACUAUUUUCAGUGGGUGUGGGUGUCCUUU